Nematolebias whitei (Rio pearlfish) is the source of this 1283-nucleotide messenger RNA. RefSeq lists its product as uncharacterized. The record is from RefSeq and is a predicted model, not a curated record. Gene Ontology annotation, molecular function: sequence-specific DNA binding. The transcript is spliced from 5 exons. NCBI's taxonomy places the organism in Eukaryota, Metazoa, Chordata, Actinopteri, Cyprinodontiformes, Rivulidae. The coding region runs from base 73 to 978 and encodes 301 amino acids.
CAAACUGAGCCGACUCACCGUUUGUGAAACUUGUGCUUUUGCUGUUUGCUUGGUUGUAACUGCGAUGCAGUAAUGGGUGGCUGUUCCGCUCCAAAUUGCUCCAAUUCAAGCAGCAUAGGUAAACAGCUGUUUAGGUUUCCCAAAGACCCUGUGCGUAAGAAGAUAUGGGUGGUGAACUGUCGACGUGACUUCGAACCAACUGCUCACUCAAGACUGUGUCAAGAUCAUUUCGAGCAGAGCCAGUUUGAAGAAAUUGCCAAGUCUCCAACUGGUGGGAAGAAGCUGAAGCCCAACGCUAUUCCCACUCUGUUCAAUGAAGGAGAGCCUCCUUACCCUGCAGUCUCCUCUCCAUUCAUCAUACUUCCUCUAAAAUCUGAACCAGUGGAAAAGGACCUGAAUUUUGGGGAUCAUGGCUAUGCCAGACGCACCCCGCUGCUUGCAGUUGAGAAGGAGGAUGCAGAAGGGACAGGUGAUGACCAGUACCACUGCGCACAAUGUGAAUUCCUCCAGAAAAAGCUGGAGCAGGAGGUGAAGCAUACUGCAAGGCUGCAAAAAGAGGCAGAAGAGAUGAAGAGGCGCCUGAAUCGACUUGAUCGGAUUGAAAAGGGCCUUCAGAACUUCCUGUUUGAAGACCAGAUCAGGGCUCUGUCUCUCACCAAGCGCUCUCGUCGAGCUGUAUGGUCUCCAGAGACUAUCCUGAAAGCCCGAAAGAUUCGCUGUGCCAUUGGAACCAAAGGCUAUGAGUACCUGAGAGAGAUCGGGUACCCCUUACCCUCCUACAGGACUUUGUGUAACCGACUGGAGACAAAGAUCAUGGUGACGACUGACAUGAGCUGUGAGGAACUAGCAGAGCUGGGCCUGGGGCUCAUGGCCACGUGCAACAGUCCCACAGAAGUUGUUGGAGACCACAGUGAGGAAGAACAGAUAGCCCGAGAAGUCCACGAGGAUCCGAUGCAGUGGAUGGAGCCACUCUGCUGAGAGAUGGAGAAAAGUCUUUGCAACUUCCUCAGAGAACCCUGGAGCGAAGGUGCCGUCUUGCCGAACGAAACGCAGUCCUGAGGAAAUCAACACUUCUUGGGAUGGCAGGCUCGCUUUCCGCCUCAUAUUCAUCGUGGGUAAUGAGAUGAUGGACAUCUCCCAGUAGGACGAACAUCUUUCUUCUGAUGAGAAGAACAACUAAGUGCCAGCGAGGUUUCCUGGACAUAAUUUAGUUAACGAAUCUGAGAUAAUGUACCUAAAUUCUAAACUUUAGUCCUAAAUUUUAGGUAACUUCUCAAAGUUAA